UUGUGGGAGGUCCUUGAGGCCGCGGAGGUCGCGAGUGUCUGUUGAACGGGUUGUGGAAGUCGUGCUGCCUUGGGUAGGGCGUUAAAGUCGUUCUUGAGAGGAACGUCUCUGUCCGAAGAGAAAAUGAGUUUAGCUCUGAGAAAUGAGCUUGUAGUAGACAAAACAAAGAGGAAAAAAAGAAGAGAACUCUCUGAAGAACAGAAACAAGAAAUUAAAGAUGCUUUUGAACUAUUUGAUACAGACAAAGAUGAAGCAAUAGAUUAUCAUGAAUUAAAGGUGGCAAUGAGAGCUUUGGGGUUUGAUGUAAAAAAAGCUGAUGUACUGAAGAUUCUUAAAGAUUAUGACAGAGAAGCCACAGGGAAAAUCACCUUUGAAGAUUUUAAUGAAGUUGUGACAGACUGGAUAUUGGAAAGAGAUCCACAUGAAGAAAUAUUAAAGGCAUUUAAAUUAUUUGAUGAUGAUGAUUCAGGUAAAAUAAGCUUGAGGAAUUUGCGACGUGUUGCCAGAGAAUUGGGUGAAAACAUGAGUGAUGAAGAACUUCGGGCUAUGAUAGAAGAAUUUGAUAAAGAUGGUGAUGGAGAAAUAAAUCAAGAGGAGUUCAUUGCUAUUAUGACUGGUGACAUUUAAAGAAUUACAAGGAUAAACACUAAGAAUGUUGCAGUUAUCAUCGUAUAUUCUAUUUUUGUGCCUGGAGCCAUGUUAAAAAAAAACAAAACUUAGUUCUUUUUUUCCAAAAGGACCAAAAAUAAGUGUCUUAUGUAUUCAUAUUUUACUACUGUCAAGUUUCUUUGUAUAAACAGUAUUGUUAGCACUCUAAUAGUUUAGCUUUGUAUUUAUAAUAUAGCUUUUAUAUAUAUAUAUAUAAAGUUUAAAAAAUUAAAUCAUGUGGUACACAUUCUCUGAAAGUUUUUUAUUUGGCAUCAGUAGUCACUUUUGUUUUGAUGCACAUGUUAUAGAUAUGCACAUGUCAUUAAUAAAAUGUUUAUUUUAGUAGUAUUUUAAAGUAUGGUAAAUUUUCUGUUUUAUAAUUCCAAAUAUCUGUAAACACUCAAUGGUAUUUUUCUUAAAUCUUUUCUUUUUAUACUACUAGUUUCAGAAACAAAAAUUGAAAUACAAAUAGCAAUAGAAUAGCACAUUUUUCCCUUACAAGUUUGACAUUUUAUGUUUCAGUACAAGUUGAUGACUCAAUACAGGCAUAAUUCCUUUUUUAGGAGUCAUGUCUUUCAGUUUGGAAGGAAAAAGUGUUGUGCAUAUAGACCCAUUUAUCCUCAUGUAUUAUGUUCUAUAGCGUUUUUGGUGUCUUAACGUAAGUUAUGACAGUUAAAUUUGGAUAUUUCCCUCUUAAACUAAUUGAGUACAGUUUGAAUCAUCUGAUUUCUUGACAAAGUUAAAGAUUGAAAUUUUGGAAUUUUGAUCUG
Odobenus rosmarus divergens (Pacific walrus) is the source of this 1418-nucleotide messenger RNA. RefSeq names its product centrin, EF-hand protein, 3 (gene CETN3). NCBI's taxonomy places the organism in Eukaryota, Metazoa, Chordata, Mammalia, Carnivora, Odobenidae. Bases 124 to 627 code for a protein of 167 amino acids. Gene Ontology annotation, biological process: spindle pole body duplication. Gene Ontology annotation, molecular function: microtubule binding; calcium ion binding. Gene Ontology annotation, cellular component: microtubule organizing center. The record is from RefSeq and is a predicted model, not a curated record. The transcript has 5 exons.